Messenger RNA from Aspergillus sclerotioniger CBS 115572, 237 nucleotides. RefSeq lists its product as uncharacterized. The annotation marks the transcript as partial. The record is from RefSeq and is a predicted model, not a curated record. The transcript has a single exon. NCBI's taxonomy places the organism in Eukaryota, Fungi, Ascomycota, Eurotiomycetes, Eurotiales, Aspergillaceae.
ACAACCCGCUACAUUGAGCCUAUCCCUGACAACAUCCCCGUCAUGGAGACCCGUGACCAGUUGCACGAAUUAGCCCAUGAAAACUCCAAAGGCAGCCUAGACGACCGAAACGGCGGGUACUACAUGCUCGACAAAAAGGGCAAAGUGCUGGCCGUGGCGUCGGAUGAUUUGUGCGAGCACUUGGAUGCCUCGAUGAAGUCUGCUAAGCAGAUACAUACUAGAGAUAACCUUGAAGAA